AUGAAAUUCUUAAUUACAGGUGUUAAUAAAGGUAUUGGCCUUGCUUUGGUCAAAGAAUUAGCUAAAAAUUCUAACAAUUUCAUCUAUGGAACUGUUAGAUCUUUAACUAAGGCUUCCGACUUGUUAGACCUCCACUUGACUAACUUAAAGUUACUUGAACUUGAUAUGGCCGAUGAUUUGAAGAAAUUUGAAACUGUUUUUGAAGAGAUUGACUAUAUUGACGUUGUGAUUCAUAAUGCUGGGAUCACUUACGAUAGAGUAGUUCUACCAUUAGAAGAAUCAUUGGUUGAAGAUUUUGACGAAACUUUCAAAAUCAACACUGUCAGUACAUUCAAAAUGUAUAAAGCCACCUUGCCUUACUUAUACCGUCAUGAAGGUAUCCAAAAGAGAUUCAUUGGAGUUUCUACUUUCCUUGCUGACCCUCAAGCUAUGGCAUUAUUUGGUAUGGGCGGUGGAGCUUAUGGGGUUUCUAAAAUUGGUAUGAAUUAUCUCAUCAAACAGAUAGCUCUUGAAAAUUCCAAAAGUCAAGAUCCUUUGAAACGGGAUUCUAUGGUGUUUACCAUCAAUCCUGGAGCUGUAUUUACUCCAAUGACAGAAUCGUAUGCUACUGAGCAUCCGGAAGGAUUUAUAACCGUGGAGGAAUGUAUCCAGAACAUUCUUAACACUAUUUUCCGUUCAGAUCUCGUCAGUGGUAGAUUUUACAAUACUGUUGACGGCGAAGCGUAUAAUUUCUAA
Messenger RNA from Yamadazyma jaroonii, 735 nucleotides. The record is from the annotation of a GenBank genome assembly. NCBI's taxonomy places the organism in Eukaryota, Fungi, Ascomycota, Pichiomycetes, Serinales, Debaryomycetaceae.